Gadus morhua (Atlantic cod) is the source of this 945-nucleotide messenger RNA. Its product is annotated as E3 ubiquitin-protein ligase TRIM47-like. The record is from RefSeq and is a predicted model, not a curated record. Lineage: Eukaryota; Metazoa; Chordata; Actinopteri; Gadiformes; Gadidae. The transcript has 2 exons. The coding region runs from base 1 to 945 and encodes 314 amino acids. Gene Ontology annotation, molecular function: zinc ion binding.
AUGUCGGGGGCCCCUGACUGGUGCAUCUGUCUGAGUGGCCUCACCCGGCCCGUCAGCCGCCACUGCCACCACGCAUUCUGCCUGGCCUUCAUCGGAGAGUACUGGAGGAUCACUGGCUGCUGCCAGUGCCCCUUGUGCAAGGCACUCUUCCCCACCAGACCCGACCUCAAACCGCCACCGGCGGACCACCCUCUUCCUCCAGUGGAGGGCCGCCCGCCGGAGCCUUUAGAGGCCGGCGAGGUCCCCUGCGACGCGUGUCCGGCCGGCGGACGCGCUACGGCGGCGGCCAUGUCGUGUUUGGUGUGCCUGGCGUCGUACUGCCCGCUGCACCUGGAGCCGCACUACCUCGACGCCGCGCUGCGGCGCCAUCGACUGGUCAGCGCCCUGAAGAACUUCGAGGGGCCGUGCCGGCACCACGGGAGGAGCGUGGACCGCUUUUGCCGCACCGACAGGACGUGUAUUUGCAGGAUGUGCGCCGACACGGACCACCGGGACCACCGCAUCGUGCCGCUUUCAAAGGAGGCGGCCCGGGCGAAGGCUAAGCUAAAUAAACAGCUGUUCAAACUCACGCGAGCGAUUCAGGAGAGAACAUUACGCGCCGAGAACACCAGGAGGUCGCUGACGCUCCCCACCCGCAGAUCUGGAGGUGAUCUGGUCGAGGCGAAGGGUCUGGAGGAGGCCGGGGGUCUUGGCGAGGCCGAGGGUCUACCCAGAGACCAGGAGCAGGAAACCCUGGACCUCCAGCAGAGAAAGACGGACUUGGAGGAACUUUCUCAAAUGGCAGAUCCUCUGAGUUUUUUACUGGUCUGCUUAAAUCUUUCACUUUCCACUUCCAAGAUAUACCAAUUGUUUAUAAUCACAGACCUACUGAGGAUGGUUACUCAUUUCCUCUUUCUCUUUCCAGAAAUGUCUACAGAAGUGUUCACCGUAAAUACGAGGAAAUGA